AUGUGAACACGAACUAGGGAUACUAAUGAAUGGAUAUGUCGAAAAUGGCGUCUAAGAUUAUGUGUCGUAUUGAAGUGUGCGGUGAUGAAGAAACUAAAAGCCGCCGUUAGGAAGUGGCGGAGGAUGCGCUUCUUCCGGAAACGGGACGCAGACUUGUCGAGGCAAGUGUCGACGGAACCCGCUCCAUCGACGUCAAGCACUCCUCACCACCACCCGAGACCUCCGCCAGAAUUAAUGCAGUUGGAACAAGACGAAACACAAAGGCUUAGAGAGCAACAUCUUAGGCAGUACGCCUUCUUCCAACUGAGGAUUCAUUUGAAAAGAGGACAAAAUCUGUUGGCAAUGGACAAAAAUGGAUUGUUAUCAGGAACAAGCGAUCCGUACGUGAAAUUCAAAGCCGGCGGAAGACUAUUGCACAAAUCAAGAAUAGUUUACCGAGAUCUGAAUCCUGUUUGGGAUGAAUGUUUUACGGUGCCUGUUGAAGAUCCCUUCCAACCUGUGCAGAUUAAGGUGUUCGAUUACGAUUGGGGUCUGCAAGACGAUUUCAUGGGCUCGUGCAACCUAGACCUGACAGCGUUAGAGCUCGGAAGGAUGCAAGACCUGGUCCUUUGCUUGAGAGACCCGAACAAGCCGCACCAGGAUAUGGGAGAAAUCGUUCUGAACGUUACUCUUUGGCCAAAAUCACAGGAAGACAAGGAUCAGUACCUGCUCAAAAAUACUAGGAUAAACGAUGUCAACAAGAGGCUCAAAGCACAAAUAUGGAGUUCAGUGGUGACUAUAGUAUUAGUCGAAGCCAAAAACCUCUCGGCCAUGGACCUUGAUACAAGGUCGAGUGACCCUUAUUGUAAGUUUAGGUUAGGUAACGAAAAAUACAAGAGUAAAGUGGUGUGGAAAACCCUGCAUCCGUCGUGGCUGGAGCAAUUCGAUUUACAUUUGUACGACGACCAGGAACAAGUUCUGGAAGUGACCGUAUGGGACAAGGAUAAGCAGACCAAAGACGAUUUUUUAGGGCGAUGCACAAUAGACUUAUCGAAAUUGGAAAGAGAGAAGACUCACAGUAUGUGGAAGGAACUGGAAGAUGGAAACGGACAAAUCUUUCUAUUGUUAACGAUAAGCGGGACAACGCAGUCCGAAACAAUAACGGAUUUGACGAGCUACAAGGAAAAUCCACGGGACCUGGAAAUCAUCGAACGUAGAUAUACGUGGUACAGAUUAAACGAAACAUCAGCCGGGGUCGGUUGGCUAUGCGUCAAGGUGUACGGUGCCAAAGGUCUGGCUGCAGCCGAUCUGGGCGGGAAAUCCGACCCGUUCUGCGUAUUGGAGCUUGGUAAUGCGAGACUGCAAACACAUACCGAAUACAAGACCUUGACACCGAAUUGGAUGAAGAUAUUCACUUUCACGGUAAAAGACAUAAGCUCGAUAUUGGAAUUGACCGUGUAUGACGAGGAUCACGACCACAAAGUCGAGUUUCUAGGUAAACUGGCCAUUCCGCUGUUGAACAUAAGGAACGGUGAGAAGAGAUGGUACGCUCUGAAGGACAAGAAGAUGAGGGCACGAGCGAAAGGAAACUACCCUCAGAUAUUACUGGAGAUGUUGGUCGUAUGGAAUCCGCUAAAAGGCGCGAUCCGGGUUGUGAAUCCAAAAGAGCCAAAAUACAUGCACCAAGAGGCCAAAUUCAAGAGGCAGUUGUUCAUAAGAAAUGUUAUGAGGCUGAAGGCCAUUAUUAUGUGGUUCAUUGAAGUCGGCAAGAUAUUGCAGGAUUGUUUUGAAUGGGAAUCAAGGAUCCGAUCGUUUCUGGGCCUCCUCGCUUGGCUAGCCUUUUGUUAUUAUUACGAAAUGUGGAUGCUUCCCUUCAUGCUGCUCAUGUUCUUCGCUAGGAACUGGCUUGUUUAUAGAUUGACAGGGGGUAACCCUUUGCUAGUACCGGUUGACGACGACGAUCUGUUGGCUGAAGAAGACGACGAAGAGGAAAUGGAUAAGGAAGAAAAGAAAUCUCUUAAAGAAAGAUUGCAAGCUAUACAAGAAGUUACACAAACAGUACAGAACGCCAUAGGUUAUGUCGCGUCGCUGGGCGAAGCUGUCAAAAAUUUAAUGAACUUCACUGUGCCAUAUCUGAGCUAUUUAGCGAUUAUAAUGUUAUUCGGGGCGAUGUUGGUACUAUACGUAAUACCUUUGAGGUACCUCCUAAUGGCUUGGGGAAUAAAUAAAUUUACGAGGAAAAUUUUAAGACCACACACGAUACCAAACAAUGAAGUUUUGGAUUUGUUAUCGAGAGUACCUGACGAUGAGACUCUUUUGGACUGCAGAGAACUGAAGACGCAUCCACCGAAUGAGCGAAAAGACGCUAGAAAAAAACAUAAAGCAUCCUAACGAAUUUCUUUUAAGAACAAACUUAGGUUAAUACCACACGAAAACUCAAACUUCGAAUGAUUUGUAUUGUCUAUGGAGCGAAAAAUUAAAAAAAAUCUAUGUAGAUUUUUCGUCACAAAAAUGAAUAUAAUUAAGACAAGGUAGAAAUUCUAGUAACUACCAUUCUCUCAUAAUACCGUAUUCUGAAAAAGGAAAACAAUAAUUAAAGACUUAUUAUGUGAAAUAAAAGGAGAGGCUGUCUGUCAAAGGCUAUAUAAAAAAA
This is a messenger RNA of Bombyx mandarina (wild silkworm), 2632 nucleotides long. RefSeq names its product multiple C2 domain and transmembrane region protein (gene Mctp). The record is from RefSeq and is a predicted model, not a curated record. Gene Ontology annotation, cellular component: synaptic vesicle membrane. Gene Ontology annotation, molecular function: calcium ion binding. NCBI's taxonomy places the organism in Eukaryota, Metazoa, Arthropoda, Insecta, Lepidoptera, Bombycidae. Gene Ontology annotation, biological process: regulation of neurotransmitter secretion.